GAAUACACGAUGGAUGUGUUCUUUCGCCAGACGUGGGUGGAUCGCAGGCUGGUGUAUGAGGGUCCAAUUGAGAUUCUGAGACUAAACAACCUAAUGGUGACCAAAGUCUGGACACCAGACACUUUCUUUAGGAAUGGCAAGAGGUCAGUCGCUCACAACAUGACGGCGCCAAACAAGCUUUUCCGGAUCAUGAAGAAUGGCACCAUCCUUUACACCAUGAGGUUGACUAUCAGUGCUGAGUGUCCCAUGAAGCUUGUGGAUUUCCCCAUGGAUGGACAUGCAUGCCCUCUCAAGUUUGGAAGCUAUGCCUAUCCUAAAACAGAGAUGAUCUAUACUUGGACCAAAGGGCCUCAGCAUUCAGUGGAGGUCCCUCCUGAGUCCUCCAGCCUAGUUCAGUACGAUCUCAUCGGUCAGACGGUCUCCAGUGAGACCAUUAAAUCCAUUACAGGUGAAUAUGUGGUGAUGACGGUCCACUUCCACUUGAAACGUAAAAUGGGUUACUUCAUGAUUCAGACGUAUAUCCCGUGCAUAAUGACAGUAAUUCUGUCUCAAGUGUCUUUCUGGAUUAAUAAAGAAUCUGUCCCGGCACGGACAGUUUUUGGCAUCACCACAGUCCUGACCAUGACAACACUCAGUAUCAGUGCUCGCCACUCACUCCCCAAGGUCUCGUACGCAACUGCGAUGGAUUGGUUCAUCGCCGUCUGCUUUGCCUUUGUCUUCUCUGCCCUCAUUGAGUUUGCUGCUGUCAACUACUUCACCAACGCACAGAUUGAGCGGGCCAAAAUGAAGCCAGCCAAAUGUCCCCCUGUGCCCCAAACCACGCCUGUCAAGGUGAAGGACGCUGAAGAUGUGCUUCAGCAGACUCCUGAUACCAACGGGUCCUUGAGAAAGCGGUUGAAUUAUAUUUCCCACCAGGAGACGAGCACUCAGCAGAGAGCCCAGUCCACCACCAACGUUUCCGGGUUGGGACGAGGACAGUCGCUGAGGCCUUCUGCUGGGGGAGCCAACGGCAGCUCCUCCACUCUCUCCCGCUCCAGCCCUAAGUCUGAGAGCCUGCUCAGCGUGGCCUCCUCCUCCGCCCAGCUCGUCAAGGGCACACCUCAGGCAGCGGCCUCCACUCCAGAUGUGAUGGCAGGAACGCCAUGCAAGCAGGACGCCAGCUCCUCGUCUCUGCAGCAACUGCUGGGGCUCAAGCUGGAGCGCCUUCAGAUGAUGGACAACAAACUGGAGCCAAAGCAAACGCCGUGCUCCCAGCCCACCACUGCCGGCAUGGGUGGAACCAGUAAAAUAGAUAAAUAUGCACGAAUCCUGUUCCCAGUGUCCUUUGGAGCGUUUAACAUGGUCUACUGGGUGGUCUACCUGUCAAAGGACACAAUGAUGGCCAAAGAUGGAUAAGCCUCGCCGCAAGAAUCUCUAUCAUCUCUUCUAAAA
Molecule: messenger RNA, 1431 nt
Organism: Nematolebias whitei (Rio pearlfish)
Lineage: Eukaryota; Metazoa; Chordata; Actinopteri; Cyprinodontiformes; Rivulidae
Gene: gabra4
Product: gamma-aminobutyric acid type A receptor subunit alpha4
Exons: 6
Coding region: 10-1395 (461 amino acids)
Biological process (GO): signal transduction; regulation of postsynaptic membrane potential; gamma-aminobutyric acid signaling pathway
Cellular component (GO): dendrite membrane; GABA-A receptor complex; neuron projection
Molecular function (GO): inhibitory extracellular ligand-gated monoatomic ion channel activity; GABA-gated chloride ion channel activity; benzodiazepine receptor activity
Source: RefSeq, a predicted model, not a curated record